UACAGCCAAGGUGCCCAACAGCUACAAAGAGCCGAAACUUCAGCUGCGCCAUUUCAGAAUAGACAAAGACCGUGAAUCGAAAGCGUCUUCAGUUGGACAUUGGUGUUCUGGACGUGCACAUACCUGAAGUAGAAGCAGCCGAUCUACUAUUUGGUUGAGAUAAUUAGGAUUUCAUUCUUCAUGACACUGUUUCUCAGACGCAUUUAAUAGAAAAAAGGAGCCGCUAUGCCUUCCAUCGCCUGCCUGCAGACUCUUCAAAGGGAGUUAGCAGAUAGCAUCAUUCGCUGCGCCCCCCUCGACGACAUACGCAUCCUCCUUGCCUGCGGCGCCAAUGUCAACGAGCCCGUCACCCAGGGCCUGCGACCCAUCCACUACGCCGCCUUCCAGCAGUAUUUCGAAGCCCUCAAUCUCCUCCUGGUCAGAGGUUGUGACCCCAAUGCCAUGGACGAAAUCGGCUACACCGCCCUGCACCUGUGCGCAGAGCGUGGCUACAUAGACCUGGUGCUUCUUCUGCUGGAGCACAAGGCGAGAGUGUCUUUCACCGAACUCAACCUCAACGACAAAGCCCUGGGAAAUCCGCCCAGGGCCACUAUUGCUGACGAACCUUUAAGAUUGGCUAUUAAGAAUGGCCACUACGAAGUGGCCGAGAUUCUGUUGAAAAGUGGUGCCGAUCCUAACGCCAGGUAUUUCCUCGGAGCAGAAAUCAAUCUCAUCAGCCCGCUGAACACAAGAUUUUUGGAACUUUUGCUGAGAUAUGGUGCCAAUCCCAACUCCAGGGACAGGACUGGGCUGACCCCUCUGAUGAAAGCCUGCAGACACCCAGAUGGCCUGGAGUCGGCACAGAUACUGAUCAAGUACGGAGCCAAUGUCAAUGAUAUGACUCCAGAAAGGCAUGACAACAGGACUGUCCUGCACUAUGCCGUCCUCAGUGGUAACAUGGACACGGUGAAGUUGUUGCUCAAGCGCGGGGCUGUUGUGAAAUUCGGACCCGAUUACCUGAAGCCGAGUCCUCUGGAUUUCGCCAUCUUGAGGGGAAAUCCAGAUAUGGUGAAGCUGCUCAUCGAUUCGGGUGCCGACGUCAACUUAGGAUCGCCUAUCAUAGGAUGUCCGCUCCACAUAGCUCUGUCCGAAAAGGUCGACAACAAAAUCGAUAUCAUCAAGCUGCUGUUGGAACGCGGGGCGGAUCCGAAUGCGGUUUCGGUAUGCGACGAGGCCCCUCUCAUCAAACCACCCAUCGGCGAAUACUUCAAUUCCUGUGAUCACCCAACUGUAGAAAUAGUUCGAUUGCUACUCCAUUACGGGGCCAAGGUUGUCCUCAAGUCCCAGAUUCACCACCCUCUGGGAAUUCUGAAAUCCGUCCACAGGUUGCAUCCGGAGUCGCAUGCGGAGGUGCUCGAAGUGCUGCUUGAUGCUGCCGAGUCCUUCAGUGCGGCUUCCAUCAACAGGUCGCUGUUGCUGACUGACCCGCAGCGCAGUCUCCUCCUGCAGCACGCCUUGACGCCCCUUCCGCUCAAACACAUUUUGAGGCUGUUCAUCCGGAACAUAUUCGGCGCGGGUCCGACCGUCAUCAAGCGCAUCCAGUGCCUCCCUUUGCCCUGGCUGGUCAAGAUGUAUCUCCUUUACGAGAUAUAGCAUCACCUGUACACUGCCCGAGGAUCGAGCUAACUCUUCUUGAAGAAUCGCCUGCGAGUUCAGGCGAUGGCCGAAUGGUGGUUGGUUUUCUGUAAGCUAAGAUCACAGUCUAGGGACAGAGUAUCGACGAUGCCAUUUAGCUGCGGAUCCGAUUCACUUUUAUACAAGAUGCAAUUGCAAAAUAAUACUCCCAACCUGCCUGACCCUAUUUAUGAAACAAAGAUGGUUACGAAUUCAAUCCAAUCGUAUUCCUUCCUUCCUACUUUUGUUGUCUGCCGUUUAUUUUCCUGCAAAAUUUGAAGUCCACUUUUUCACUAAUUCAAAGCAUCCAAUUUUUACUUUUUCACUUUUAUAUGUCUUCGUAUAUUUCAAAAUAAUUUAUAUUACAUGUCAAGUAUAGCAAUUAAAUACACCCAUGAGACAUAUUUAAUGCUUGAUAUUUGUUUACUUACCCAAGUCCAUUCGAGUUAAAAUAAAACGGAAAUAAAUAUAAAUGAUCCUUCCUUAACUUGAAAUUAAUUUAAUUAACAUGAAAGGAGACUUUCUCCACUGUUUAACAGAGGAGAAAAUAAGUGUAACGAAAUAGGACUAACUGUCGUUUUCAAUGACACAUACAGACUAUAAAAAAUACACGACAGUUGCCUAAAUCAAGUUUUCCCAAAUUGGAUUGUCUUUCUUGAAGAAAAUGACAAUCCUGACAAAGUAAUAUUUAACUUUUUUUUUUUUAAAUUUCAAUAAUUAUUUCUUCAAAAACAGUACUUUCGAAAAUAAAAUGACCAAAAUCUUAAUGUUCAUAGAAAAAAAUCUUUUCUUUUUAAACUUUUAAUUCAGAACACCUCUGGAAUAAGCAUUUUGGCACUUGGCAGAAUUAUCUUAAAAUUAAUUUCAUGAAGGAAUAUUCUUCUAUAAUUCACAAAGCAGUCGAUACUCCUUUUGUGAUCGAUAUAUUCUUUGAUUCAGAAAAUCCCUUAAAAUGGUUGAUUGUACAUGGACAUUACAAAUUUAACAUUGUAUUUAAAUUUUCAUUCAAUUGAAUUUUUUCUUUAAAUUUCCCACUAUUUUAAAUAAGAUGACGCCCAUGCUUCAUAUAUCACCUAAUAUUUAAGUGUAACAAAUCAAGUUUGAAAUGAUUCCCUUUUUAGAUGAAACAUUAAUGCUAAAAUGGAAUGGCGCUAUUCGUUAAGUCAAACUUUCGAAUGAACAUAAUGAAAUGAACCUAGACGAAUGAGAAGCAGUCUUUUUGCGUGAAAUGAACGCUUCUAACAAUUCCAUUUGCAGCAUUACUAAUACACGUUUUAUCUAUCUGUUUAAUGGGAUUUAUUACUGAAAAUUCAACCUGCACGCUCAACGGUUAAAAUAUGCCAAUGCUUUCGGGACACGCAAUAGUUUCUGACUGAUAGAUUUGCAAAAAUUUGUCAGUUAGGAAUUUGAAAAUGAUGAAUAAAUAUCAAAAUAUCCAGCUGAACGGCCGUCGGCACAGUGAACAGUCACUUUCUCCUGAAUUUGUGAAGGUAAAUGUGCUUAAUCAAAUAUGUUCGAAAGGUGAUCUUGGCUUCACGACAAAUGUGUGGUUAAAGCUGGGAAUGAUACAGAAAUAAUCAUUCCCCAAAAUAAUCAAACUUGCUUGUGGUUUCUUUUUACAUUUCAUCUAGUCUCCCUGAUGUUCUCAUACAUUUUUUUUUUAGUUUUAUACUGCCCUUUGUUUGAAAGAAACGAUACCAUUUGUGAUCUUUUAUUGAAACUUUGUUUAGAAUGUGCAAGAUGCCUCUUCCGGUUAUUUACGUAUGCCAGUAAUAAUGAGAGAACACAACUCUGUUCCAUUAUCAAAUUGACAACGCUAUCGUCACCAGUUAAGUUUGAUCAUACUACAAAAUCUGACUCGUUACUAUUGCCAGGCCGAGUUAUAAAGCAUUUAGAAUUCGUAUUCGAUGAAAGGCCUCGAAGACCUGCGAACAUGCUUCCGUCUUCCUUGACUUAAAUGUUGCAAAGCUUAAUAACCCCGUCAGUUUCGUUCGUAGACGAAAGAAACUAUUUUUGCUAAAAAAUUAUAGUACGUCAGGAAUAUUCUACUACAUAUUAAUGUUGAUUAUUAAAUCAAUGCACCGAAAUUUCAUGUUUAUUUCAGUAGUCUAAUAUCAUUUAUAUCAUUCUUCUAGUUGAAACCCUAUUCUUAUCCCUAAGCUAUAGACAUUAUUUAUUGAACCACGGAUAGAGGAGAGACCCUGCCUAUUUUGCCGAAAGUAAGGCUAGUUUCAUACAGGUUUAAGAUUUUAGGCUCUUAAAUUUGUUAAAUGCUGUUAAAACCGAAAAAAAGAGGCCCUUGCAUAUUCAGAAUGCAGUGAAGUCUUUUUGUACACGUCUACUCCAUUUUUAUGUACAUAGAAGUACAGAUUUUUAUAUAUUCGAUGUAUUUGUUAAUUUUCACUUUUACUAUUUUGAUUAUAUAGUAAUAAAAGAUAAUAUGAAAACUA
This is a messenger RNA of Argiope bruennichi, 4103 nucleotides long. RefSeq names its product ankyrin-1-like. The record is from RefSeq and is a predicted model, not a curated record. The coding region runs from base 226 to 1632 and encodes 468 amino acids. Gene Ontology annotation, molecular function: protein binding. NCBI's taxonomy places the organism in Eukaryota, Metazoa, Arthropoda, Arachnida, Araneae, Araneidae. The transcript is spliced from 4 exons.